UGAAACUGGUGAUGCAAGCGCUCCCGCCCUUUUCUGAGAACACAGAAAACCUGACUCAGGCAGGCAGCUGCGGCUAUUAAAACAGCGCCGGCCCGCACGCGUCCUCACUGGGGUGAGGGCCACCCGCCGCCGAGCAACGAUGAAGCUAGCCAACUGGUGGGGGCUGAGCUCGACUGUCCUUGCGGCUUAUGGCGUUUUGGUUGUGGCGAACAAUGAAACGGAGGAAAUUAAAGAUGAAAUGGCCAAGGAUGCCUGCCCGGUGAGACUAGAAAGCAGAGGGAAAUGCGAGGAGGGGAGCGAAUGCCCCUACCAGGUGAGCCUGCCGCCACUGACCAUUCAGCUCCCGAAGCAGUUCGGCAGGAUCGAGGAGGUGUUCAAGGAAGUCCAGAACCUCAAGGAAAUGGUAAAUAGCCUCAAGAAAUCUUGCCAAGACUGCAAACUGCAAGCUGACGACAGCCGAGACCCGGGCAGAAAUGGACGGCUGUUACCUAGCCCAGGAGCGCUAGGAGAAGCCGAUGACAACAGAGUUCGAGAAUUAGAGAGUGAGGUUAACAAGCUGUCCUCUGACCUAAAGAAUGCAAAGGAGGAGAUCGAUGUGCUUCAGGGUCGCCUGGAGAAGCUCAACCUUGUAAAUAUGAACAACAUAGAAAAUUAUGUUGACAGCAAAGUGGCAAAUCUAACAUUUGUAGUCAAUAGUUUGGAUGGCAAGUGUUCAUCUAAGUGUCCCAAUCAAGAAGAAAUACAGUCACGUCCAGUUCAACAUCUAAUAUAUAAAGAUUGCUCUGACUACUACACAAUAGGCAAAAGAAGCAGUGAGACCUACAGAGUCACACCGGAUCCCAAAAAUAGUAGCUUCGAAGUUUAUUGUGACAUGGAGACCAUGGGGGGAGGCUGGACAGUGCUGCAGGCACGUCUCGAUGGAAGUACCAACUUCACCAGAACAUGGCAAGACUACAAAGUAGGCUUUGGGAACCUCAGAAGAGAAUUUUGGCUGGGGAACGAUAAAAUUCAUCUUUUGACCAAAAGUAAAGAAAUGAUUCUAAGAAUUGAUCUUGAAGACUUUAAUGGUGUCAAACUCUAUGCCUUGUAUGAUCAAUUUUACGUGGCCAACGAGUUUCUCAAAUACCGUUUGCACAUCGGUAAUUACAACGGCACAGCUGGAGAUGCCUUACAUUUCAGUAAACAUUACAACCAUGAUCUGAAGUAUUUCACCACCCCAGAUAGAGACAAUGAUCGGUACCCCUCUGGGAACUGUGGGCUCUAUUACAGUUCAGGCUGGUGGUUUGAUGCAUGUCUUUCUGCAAACUUAAAUGGCAAAUAUUAUCACCAAAAAUAUAGAGGUGUCCGUAAUGGGAUUUUCUGGGGCACCUGGCCUGGUAUAACUGAGGCACACCCUGGUGGCUACAAGUCCUCCUUCAAAGAGGCUAAAAUGAUGCUGAGACCCAAGCACUUUAAGCCAUAAAUCACUAAACUCAUUCCUCUGGGUAUUUAUUACCUAAUAGGGCAAUUAAUUCCUUGAGCACUUUGGAAUAUGUUUUAUACUCCUUUACUAUGACUAAAAAUUUAUCUCUAGGAAUAGGUUCUUAUGCUACACAGCAUUUGAAAUAACGCUGAAAAAGCACACAUUUUAUAGGCGUCUUUUGUUGCUGUUAUACUGUUAUCCAGAUGAAUAUUUGCAAAGCAAUUGGGAGUGUUGAGAAUUACACAUUAGAUUUAUGAUUCCCUUAAUUUCUAUUAAUUGAAAGAUUUUCUAUUUACUUAUGUUACUUGCUAUAAUUAUGAAAUCAUUGUUUCUUUAGCAGGCUGGAUUUUUACACAAGUAAUCUGUAUUUUGAUUGUGACUUACAUACCUUUUUUUCAGGCUAUAGUCAGUUAUUGGCUCUUUAUGUCUCUAAAUACCUUAAUCCUCAUUCUGAGAUAAACCUUCUCGAUUUAUGGCAUUUCUUUUGGGUCAGGAAGACCCUACAGCAUUUUAGCUCCCAGACAAAGGGAAAUACAUGUAAUUAAACCUGUUCAUGUACUAUUUGUGAAAUGUAAAAUAUUUGUCAUUUAAAAUAUUUUGGUGGUAGCAUAAUGUCACUCCCAAAAGCAUUCAGAAAAUUAAUUCAACCUUAAAGACCAUGAUUUAAAGGUUAUUAAUUCACAGUUGAUAACUCUUUAGGUGUUGGAUGGUUAAAACUGCUUUACUAUAAAAAUUAGCUUCCUUUGCUUUGAUUGCACAACAGUUUUUAAUUUAAGAUUGCUCAUUACUGUGCAUGACUACUGGUAAGCUUUCUUUUGGAAGGGUAGGUGUGGGUGGGGAAUGAAGCAUUUAUUUAUAGACUAGAUUACUCUGAGGGCCAAAGCAUUUAUAUCCAAAGCAAUAUUUUCAUUAAGUGAUUCACUUCAUAGAAAGCUAAGUUUUAUAAGACGUAUGUAUUUUGAUAUAUAUAGAAUAGUAGUUCAAAUAUUAUGUAUAUCUUAACCCUAACUGGUGUAUUGCUUAUAUUUUUAUCAGAAAAUUUAAAUACAGGUGUUUAUUUUUUUUAACCAAACUAAAAUAUAUGAAGCUUUUAUAAUUCACUAAUUCUGGAGUGCAGACCAUUUUUUACAGAUUAUUAAAAAAAUAGUGUGUUAAAUUUAAUCAUUGUAAAAAAGGGAUCAUUUCAGAGAGAACAGUGGUAUUCUGUUGAACAUUUAAAAUAUACUCUAGUAUAAAAUUUGAAACAAUACACUAUAGUGUAUGUGAGUCAUAGAAAUGUAUUCAAUCUUUAAUUUCUAGUUUGUUUCUACCACAGUAACUCAAAAUAUACUCAAAAAGAUGCAACUUUACUCAUAAUUUGAAAAUAAUUAAGGAUAGUAGCUUUAGGAAACAAAGUAACUUUUCAAAUAUUGCCCUUUAUAGAAAAUUCUAACCAAAAAGAAGCAAGAUACUCUUAAAAAUAUAUGACAUACAAAGUUUUCAGGUACACAUGAUGAAAAUUAAGUUAUUAUGAAUACUAUUAAAGUAUUAAGGCAAGAGAAAUGCAAAGAGAAUUGUGACAGCCAAAAUACAAAAUAUCAUGGUACAUUUCAAAAGCUUCAUAUCUACUCAAUAGUAUAACAGAUGUAAAUGUAACUGAUUUACACUUUUAUUCUUUUUUGUUUUUUUAAAAAAAGAUUAAGAAGAUUUUUAUUUUAUACAAUGUAUUUAUUUCACAUAGAAUUUUCAUUUACUAUAUGUAAUUGUUGAUAUAUGCAUAAGUUUAAGUCAAUUCCCAUGAUCAAAAAUGGACUCAUGAAGCAGGAUCUGAUCCUCUCAAACUUCUAUUUCUCACACUGAAAAAAGGAAAAUAUACGGACUCUUCGCAAAAUACAGUUCUAAAGAAAAAUAGCUCAUAAAGCGAGUAUCCACUGAUAUAAUGGGAAUGAGAUUAUCAUUUCAGAUGAUUUGCCAAAUAAUCCAUUAAUCCAUGUAAAUACUCAAAAGCUGCCUUUUAUCUUUCCACUUAUUUCAAAGGAUCAAAUUUUAUUUCUAUUAUACUUUUAUGACACUUUUCCAAUAAAAAAUUCUGUGACAUAGAAAUUCCUUCUUGAAAUCAUUUCAUGUCAUUUAUAAAAUGUAUUUUAUACUUUAUCAUUUCAUGUCAUUUAUAAAAUAUAUUUUAUGCUUUGCUAAUCUUUAACAUGUUGAUGGAAAUAGAUUAUAUCUGAAAGAGCGUUUUGCUUUAACAUAGUUAUUCACUAAUAUGUGCUAAUGUUCACAAAUGUGGAUUGAUUAUUAACAAAUUGGUUCCAUUUUAAAGGCUAAUAUUUGUUAUCUUAAUAAGACUUUAUUUCUAAACUGUAUCAUUCUUUGAAAAUGUUGACUAAAACUAGUCCUUAGAAAUUCCAACUGAGGGGCACCUCAGUCGGUUGAGCCUCCGACUUCCGCUCAGGUCAUGAUCUCCUGGUCUGUGAGUUCAAGCCCCGUGUCGGGCUCUGUGCUGACAGCUCAGAGCCUGGAACCUGCUUUGGAUUCUGUGUCUCCCUUUCUGUCUCUGCCCCUCCCCUGCUUGUGCUCUCUCUCUCUCUCAAAAAUACAUAAACCUUAAAAAAAAAAAAAGAAUAUAUAAGUGAAAAUAGAAGUCCUUAAAAAAAAAGAAAUUCCAAGUGAAACUGAUCCACUCAUUGCUAAGAAGAAAAAUCAAAUUUUUCCUAUAGGCAGUAAUGCUUCAAAUGAAUGAAUGACACAUCUGUCCAAUAAAGAGCUUAAAUAUACAAAGUAUAAAACAUACUCUAGUAACAAAAUUUGCUGGUCUUAUUUUUGAGUGGCUACCCAGGGAAAGGUUUUAAAAGUAAAAGUGAUGGGUAAUGUCAUCAUGAUAAGCUUUUAUUUAGAGUUCUUCUUUUCUUUUAUGUAUAAAUAAGUUUAUGUCUCAUGUCUUUUAACCACCCUAUAAAAUAAAAGAUUUAAUCUUCA
Neofelis nebulosa (Clouded leopard) is the source of this 4420-nucleotide messenger RNA. RefSeq names its product fibrinogen like 2 (gene FGL2). The transcript is spliced from 2 exons. Bases 140 to 1462 code for a protein of 440 amino acids. NCBI's taxonomy places the organism in Eukaryota, Metazoa, Chordata, Mammalia, Carnivora, Felidae. The record is from RefSeq and is a predicted model, not a curated record.